UCGUCACGCCAAAGACUUCCUGGACCAGUACUUCACCUCCAUCAGACGGCUGAACAGUCCUGCGUACGCCGCACGAUGGGAGCAGGUGCAGAAGGAAGUUCAGCUAAACGGCACCUACCAGCUGACAGAGACGGAGCUCGUGUUUGGCGCAAAAAUGGCCUGGCGCAACUCCGUCCGCUGUAUCGGCCGAAUACAGUGGUCAAAGCUGCAGGUAUUUGACUGUCGCUACGUGACAACUACGAGUGGGAUGUUCGAAGCUUUGUGUAACCACGUCAAGUACAGCACGAACAAGGGAAAUAUCAGGUCAGCGAUUACGGUGUUCCCUCAGCGGACGGACGGGCGACAUGACUUCAAGGUGUGGAACCCACAGCUGCUCAGCUACGCGGGCUACAAGAACCCGGACGGCAGCGUUACUGGGGACCCAGGAAACGUGGAGUUCACUGAGGUGUGCAUUAAACUUGGCUGGAAGAGCGCCAGAGGCAGGUGGGACAUUCUGCCCCUAGUUCUGUCAGCUAACGGUCAUGACCCCGACUACUUCGACAUUCCACCAGAACUGGUUCUGGAGGUGCCACUUUCACAUCCCACAUUUGGGUGGUUCGAGAAGCUGGACCUGCGGUGGUACGCGCUCCCUGCUGUGUCUAACAUGCUGUUCGACUGUGGGGGGCUUGAGUUCACGGCGGCUCCUUUCAACGGCUGGUACAUGAGUACCGAGAUCGGCUGCAGGGACCUUUGUGACACGCACCGCCUCAACAUGCUCGAGACAGUGGCGGUGAGGAUGGGUCUCGACACGCGGACUCCGGUCACGCUCUGGAAGGACAAAGCGCUGGUCGAGACGAAUCUGGCAGUUCUGCACAGUUUCCAGUCGCGGAAUGUCACAAUCGUGGAUCACCACACGGCCUCAGAGUCCUUCAUGAAGCAUUACGACAACGAGCUCCGCUUGAGGAACGGGUGCCCCGCAGAUUGGGUGUGGAUCGUGCCCCCUCUGUCCGGCUCCGCCACUCCCGUCUUCCACCAAGAGAUGGCUCUGUAUCAGCUUAAGCCCUCGUACGACUACCAGGACGCAGCGUGGAAGAGUCAUCAGUGGAAGAAAGGCAGAGAACUAGGGAAAUGUAAAAAGCCGAGAAGAAAAUUUCACUUCAAACAGAUCGCCAGGGCGGUGAAAUUUACGUCCAAACUGUUCGGACGAGCGUUAUCGAGGAGAAUCAAAGCCACGGUCCUUUACGCCACGGAGACAGGCAAAUCAGAGAUGUACGCGAAGAAGUUGGGAGAGAUUUUUGGACACGCCUUCAAUUCACAGGUGUACUGCAUGGCAGACUAUGACAUGAGCAGCAUCGAACACGAGGCCCUUCUGCUGGUCGUCACCUCCACGUUUGGAAACGGGGAUCCCCCAGAGAACGGCGAGGUGUUCGCCCAGAAUCUGUACGCCAUGAAGAUGAGCGACUCGGCUGGCGUUACCAACGGCGGAGACGACAAAUUCAGCAUGGCAACCUCCAAGUCCUUCAUCAAAGCCAAUAGCCAGACGGAACUUGCCGGUCAACAGGCAGACCGGAGGUUGGACCGCCUCGACUCGCUCAGGGGUUCCGUCAGUGACGUCAUGGCUGAAGACACGUUCGGACCCCUCAGUAAUGUCAGGUUCGCUGUGUUUGCGCUCGGAUCAAGUGCUUACCCUAACUUCUGCGCAUUUGGCAAGUAUGUGGACAAUCUUCUGGGUGAGUUAGGAGGUGAGCGACUGCUGAAACUCGCCCAGGGCGACGAGAUGUGCGGUCAGGAACAAGCCUUCCGCAAAUGGGCCCCAGUCGUCUUCAGUGUCGCCUGCGAGACAUUUUGCCUGGAUGAUGAUGAUACAUUCCUGGAGGCGACACUGGCCCUAAGAUCACCAAUGCUUUCAUCUGCUACCGUGCGAUUUGUGGAGGCCAAGGAGGAGAGUCUUGUCAAAGCUCUGUCAAAAUGCCACAACAAGAAGGUGAUACCGUGUCAGCUGCUGAGGAAGACGAAUCUCCAUGGCAGUGAUGCCAGCCGUGCUACAAUGCUGCUGGAGCUGUCGUCUGACUUGCCCUACACGCCAGGGGACCACGUGGGUGUGUUUGCUUGUAACCGCAAAGAGCUUGUGGAUGGAAUUCUGUCUAGACUACAGACAACUACAGACUUGGAUCAACCAGUAGAACUUCAGCUGCAGAAGGAAAACCACACUUCAAAUGGGAUCGUAAAAACAUGGGAACCCCACGAGCGCCUACCGCCUUGCACCUUGCGAACACUUUUCUCCCGGUUCUUGGACUUGACGACUCCGCCAACUCCCAAUCUGCUGCAACAUUUUGCAUCUGUUGCCACAGACCCUGAAGAUCAAAGCAGACUUACUCUGCUAGCUACAGAGUCAGCAGCGUAUGAAGAUUGGCGUCACUGGAGAAUUCCACAUCUUCUUGAAGUUCUGGAUGAGUUCCCAUCUGUCCGGCCUUCACCAGCCCUGCUUGCCGCGCAACUCACACCCCUGCAACCCCGUUUCUACAGCAUCUCCUCAUCUCCCAUUGUUCAUAGCGGAGAGAUACACAUCACAGUUGCAGUUGUCUCGUACAGGACACAGGAUGGAGAAGGGCCCGUGCAUUAUGGUGUGUGCUCUAACUACCUCCGAGACGCAAAUGAAGGAGAUGACAUCAAUUUGUUUGUCAGGAGUGCCCCGAGUUUUUAUCUGCCGUCUGACGUAAGUCGACCAGUGAUCAUGGUGGGACCAGGAACGGGCAUAGCACCAUUCAGGGGCUUCUGGCAGCAUCGCAUGGCUCAGCUUCAUGCCGAAGCAGGUGGACGAGCUUUUGGCAAAAUGUGGCUAUUUUUUGGCUGUCGACAGCGUGCCCUGGAUUUGUAUUGUGAGGAGAAAUCAGCAAUGGUGGAAGAUGGAAUUCUGGAUAAGGUGUUCCUUGCUCUAUCUCGAGAACCGACAAUCCCAAAGACAUACGUUCAAGAUCUAAUCCGUAAGGAGGCAGCUGCAGUAUACAAGAAAGUGGUGAUUGAAGGUGGUCACUUCUAUGUGUGUGGAGACUGCACGAUGGCUGAACACGUGUACCAGAUGCUGAAGCUAAUCAUUCAAGAGCAUGGUGGGAUGCUGGACUCCGAAGUGGAGAGCUACAUGCUCACGUUAAGGGAUGAAAAUCGCUACCAUGAAGAUAUCUUUGGCAUUACACUGCGUACUGCAGAAGUUCACAACCGUUCGAGAGAAUCGGCAAGGAUUCGAAUGGCCUCCCAGCCAUAGAUACUAACACAGGUCUUCCAGUCAAGCUGACACCAAUCACAAGACUUUGUAUAAGAACUCGACAUUCUAUCUAUAGGUGAUAUUCUCUGAGAAGACUGCUGUCAGAUUUUCAUAACCAGUGCCAACUUCAAUGAUAAGACUCUUGUUGUACAUU
Zootermopsis nevadensis is the source of this 3395-nucleotide messenger RNA. It is a transcript of the gene Nos, whose product is annotated as Nitric oxide synthase. Gene Ontology annotation, molecular function: calmodulin binding; FMN binding; flavin adenine dinucleotide binding. NCBI's taxonomy places the organism in Eukaryota, Metazoa, Arthropoda, Insecta, Blattodea, Termopsidae. The record is from RefSeq and is a predicted model, not a curated record. Gene Ontology annotation, biological process: nitric oxide biosynthetic process.